UUUGUGGACUGCUAAUAAAAAACUUGCAUCUGAUUCUAGUAUUUCCCAGUGCGGUUAGCCAUGAUGCACAAAGUUAUACGUUGUUGAAAUACUAGCAAUCAAGUAUGUUCUGUUCAUGAUAUGACGAUGACAAGUUGGCAAGCUAAUAACAGCAUAGCUACGAGAACGACUGCAUUGCUAACUAGUUAGCAUAGCCAAUUAGCUCACAUUAGCCAUUGCCUUCGCAAAAUAGCAAAAGGUAGCCAGAUGUUUCCCCAUUAGAUGAAGUUUGCCAGUAAGCUAAGUGAGUGGCUGUAUAGCCAUUUGCGUGAAAUCAAUGAUUUAGUAGCUGACCAGUUAAUUGUUCAUUGCAAGAUAUAGCUGACUAGUUUGUACUAUAUAGUAGGGUAGCUGAAUAGCUAGCUAAAUUAUAUCAUUGCAGUAAAACAAUGGACUUGGACCGACAGAAGCGGAGGGAAGAGAUUCAAAAAGCCAUGGGUUUCAUACAGUCGUCCUUGCCUUAUCCAGAGCCUGAAGGCUACGAGGCCUUUCUGACGCAGCUGGUUUGUAACCUGCUGGACGAGGGGAACACGGUCUUUCGGGAGGGGGACUGGAGGCAGGCGGCCACGCAUUACAGCGAGGGGGUGAGCGUGGCACUCUACGCCCAGAGUGAGGCGCUGGUCGUCCCCGCGGAGCUGCUGGAGAGCCUGUAUGUGAACCGGGCAGCCGCACACCACAGCCUCAGGGAGUACGAGCGGGGCGUGCGGGACUGCGACAGCGCGCUGGCCGUGCGUGAGGGCAGCCGCAGGGCCCUGUACAGGAAGGCGGUGUGCCUGCGGGAGCUGGGCCGCCUGAGGGAGGCGUACGAAUGCAGCACCAGCUGCCUGCUCACCGCGCCGGACGACCAGGUGAGUGAGCUGGCGCAGGAGCUGGCCAGUAAACUGGGCCUAAAGAUCCGGAAAGCCUACAUCAGUCCCCAGUUGGAAUCUGGAACAGCAGGGGGAGAAAGUAAUGAAGACACGGCUCCCCCUACAGGAGAGAUGUCUGCCAAUGGUCUGGAAUCUUUGAGUGACAUUACAUCAGCCGGGUUAUCCACCGCGCAGUGUAUCCCAGCACCCCUGGCCACUCCCAUCCCCGUCAGCGAUGACCCCUCGUCCCCCUCCAAGGGCCUCCCCGAGAGCCCCGCCCACGGGCCCCCGCGCGUGCCCUUCUCCGUGCCCGUGUCGGAGCACAUGGGCGAGUGCGAGGUGAUCGACGCCGAGCUGGACAGCCUGCUGGACUGCAUCCCCAAGGGGUCCGAGAGCAGCGUGAACCCAGUUCAAGGCGCCAUCCCCACCAACCUCCCGAACCAAGGUGUGGGUCUCCGCCCCCCGUACCCCUCCAGCCUGCCUGCCCCGUCGCCACAGUUACCCCCGGCCUUCUUCAGCUCUGCCGUCAGCCAGCUCAACUCCCUGGACACCUUCCAGGGCCUGGGCUCGGGCGACACCCCCACACAGGCGCUGGACGCCCUGGACGCCCUGGACGCCCUGGACUCGUUCUCCCCCGGAGCGGCUGCAGUGGGCAGUGCAGUGGCCGGGGGAGGGGGGCUGGACUCCCUGUCAGAAUUCACCUUGCCCGGUGGAAGAAUUUCUCAUAGUUUCAUUCCUGGCCUGCGCAGUGCUGGAUCCUCUCACUCUAAUGGCCCUGUCAGCUCCCACCUCUCCCUGCUCUCUCGGAACCCCCUGGCUGCCACCCACGAGUUCAGGCAGGCCUGCCCUGCCUGCUACAGUCGCAUAGGCCCGCGGGUCAUGGACUACCAGUACCAGCCCGAGGCAGCGCAUCGCUGCAAACGGGACAUCCUGCUGUGCCGGCUCAAGGACGGGGACGACCCCACCUGGAAGAGGGUGCGGCCCCGCCCCGCCCGGAACAACUUCCUGGGAGCUUUCGUGCUCUGCAAGGAGGUGCAGGAGCGGCAGGAGUGUAAGUACGGGGAGAACUGCACCUUCGCGUACUGCCAGGAGGAGAUCGACGUGUGGACGCAGGAGCGCAAGGGCGCGCUGAGCCGCGAGCUGCUGUUCGACCCGCUGGGCAGCACCGAGAGACGGGCGCUCAGCGUCACCCGCCUGCUGCAGCUGCACAUGGGCAUGUUCAUGUUCCUCUGUGAGGAGUGUUAUGACAGUAAGCCCCGCAUCAUCAGUAAGCGCAGUAAGGAGAACCUGGCUGUCUGCUCCAACCUCACCGCCCGCCAUCCCUUCGACGACAAUAAGUGCCUGGUGCACGUUGUGCGUUCGGCCAACGUGCGCUACAGCAAGGUGCGGCCGCUGCACCCGCUGUGCCAGUUUGACGUGUGCCGGCACGAGGUGCGCUACGGCUGCCAGCGGGAGGACAGCUGCUCCUUCGCCCACUCCGUCAUCGAGCUCAAGUGCUGGGUGCUGCAGCAGGACACUGGCAUCACCCACGAGGAGAUCGUGCAGGAGUCCAAGCGCCACUGGCACCGGCUGGAACAGAACGUCCAGCGGCCGAAGCCUAUGCAUGUGCCGCCCCUGAAUAACAUGGGAGGUGGGGGUGACGGGGGCAGCGGCGGCGGAGGAGGAGGAGGAGGAGGAAGAGCGCGGGGCCUGAACCUGAAGAUGAAGUUUGUGUGUGGGCAGUGCUGGCGGGACGGGUUGGUGAGCGAGCCGGACAAAGCCCUCAAGUACUGCACCGCCAAGGCCCGGCACAGCUGGACGAAGGAGAGGCGGGUGCUGCUGGUGAAGUCGUUUGAGAAGAAGAAGUGGGUGGUGGUUCGUCCGCUGCCCUUCUCCAGGAGCUACCCCCAGCAGUACGACAUGUGCGUCCACGUGAUGAAACAGAAGAAGUGCCACUAUAUUGGGAACUGUUCCUUCGCCCACAGCCUGGAGGAGAGAGACGUGUGGACCUACAUGAAGAAUAACAACCUGCGAGACAUGCAGCAAAUGUAUGACAUGUGGCUGACACUGACCAAUCAGAAUCGCAGACCAGAUGGCACCCUUCUUAGCCCGCCCCCUGAGGAGAAACAAAUCGCCAUGCCGACCGACUAUGCAGAGCCUAUGAGCGGGUUCCACUGCCGGCUGUGUGGGAAGCACAGUAACAGCGAGCGGCAGUGGCAGCAGCACAUCUCCUCAGAGAAGCACAAGGACAGGGUGUUCAGCUGCGAGGGGGAGGAGGAAGGGCUGGCCUGGAGGUACCGCUUUCCUGGACACCGCUUCACGCUCUGCCCAAGACUGGAGAGCGGCUGUCCGGAGGGCGUGAGCUGUGAUUACGCCCACAGUGAGGAGGAGCUUGUGGAGUGGCAGGAGAGGCGGGACUUCCUGCGGCGGAAGCUGGCCAAGGCCCGCGACGACAUGCUGAUCGCCCCCAAUGACUUUGACUUCGGGAAGUACAACUUCCUCCUGCAGGACUGAGCCACGUCCAGACAGACAGAGGGACACACAGACAGAAAUCCAUGCACGCACACAUCCACACAUACACUGAUGUCCACUUUGACACAGAACAGCUACAAAAUAUCCUUUGAGAUAAAGCUACAAUAUUCACAACAAUAAAUGGCUGACCCUGUAGUUGAGAAGCCCUUUGUACACUAGUGCAUACGCUGAAGUUUGUACUUUCAGCUCCGGUUCAGACUUUGGCUCCCAGCCUUCGUCUGUACGCAACAUGGUUUAGAUCCACACAACUCAAAGACAGACUGAAUUCUCAAGGCCACAGUGGUUCACACGCAGGGAAUCUCACACAUCGGGGCACAUGGCAUUCCUUCCAUAUGUGUGCCCCAAAAUCUCCCCCACACCCCCUCGCCCCCCCAGUGUAUUUUGGUCUUACGGAGUCCUGUCCCAGCACUUCCACUGGGGUGUGGGGGGGGGGGAGGGGGCUGAACGCUGAGACUCAGGAAAGAAUGAAGACUGCUGACCUCCACACGACCACGCCCCUUUCUGAUUUCAGCCUGUAUGCUCCCUCCCCUAGGGACUCUGCCAUUCCGAUAGAGGGAGAGUAACGGGCAUUGAUAUGUGCACUGGAGAAAAAGAACAUUUAGAACUGACCGACAGACCCCCCCCCCCUUGCCCCCCGAGUGUUGACAUAGAUCAUGACUGUUGAGUGAUGGCAUGACUUCUGGCUCAUACACUGUACAUGCACACGUGCACAAACGCACACCGGCAGUAUACCGCACACGUGCCUGAUUUCCAUAAUCUUUAAGGGGGGGGGGGGGGUUGUGUGGCCCGCCUGGGGUUGUUACAAAAUAGUCUUAAUCGGUGCGGUAUGUAUCUGCGUGUGUGCGCGUGUUGUGUGUGAGAUUGUGUGUGUGCGUGAUAGAGAGGGAAUGUAUAUUUGAGAGUGUGAGUGAGAUGGAGAUGGAGAGAGAGCUGUAUUGUGCUCACCCUAUACAGAUAAGAAAGCUGGCCCUGGUUAAAAUGGCAAUGGUGUAAUUGCUUAUGGGUAAUGUAGUGCAUUGCAGGAGGUCUGAAAAGUGUAAACACAGCACUGAAUGUCCUGUGGUAUGAUGGAUGUUCAUUUUCAAAAGUAGUCUGGAAGAGGGGUUGAAUGAGCAGGGAGGGUGGAGACAAAGUGGUUAUUACUUUGUAAUUAUGAAGGUUGCUUUUAAAAAAAAAAAAAAUACACACUUAGUGGUAGAGCUGGAAAUCUCCAUUUCAUUAAAAAUUAAAGGGGCUCCACCUCACUGGAAAGUGGGAGGGGUCACAUUCAGGUGGUUGCCAGUUUUGGCAUAGGCCAGUCAGUUCACAGGAGUGAUGGAGAGAGGUUUACAGCUGAGCCUGUGAACGUUGUCUCUUGUGGCAUUACUAAAGGGAAAACCAAACGCAGGGGAGGUUGAACCUGGCAGAAGACGUGGUGGUGCCUAUGUGUGCACAUUUAUAAAAUAAUGAUUUUCAAUACCCUGCUUAGCAAGUCUUACUGAAAAGCCACAGUGGACACUAUCUAUAAAUGUAUGUCAUUAUAUACUCGUAUACAUACACACAUAUAUAAAUAUUAAAGAGAAUCGAUAUACUAAUAAUAACUUAGCCGUUAAGCUUAAUUAAAACAUAACCUAAUCUUGUAUUGAUUACAUAGUACCCCUUGUUAUUGAGACAUACUCUAUGCUAUAUUAACUAUCGCUAGAUGAUUAGAGAUUCUUGCUUUUGUGAGGGUCAUUCCAGAAGUGUUGGGUGUGGAACGUUUCCUGAGCGCAGUUUGUGAAGGCGCUCCUUGGUUGGGUUGUAGAAACAGUGGCUGAAGGGUAAUGUAGUCCCAGAGAACGCAUCACACUUGUUUUUCGCAGUACGAAUACUCAUGAUCCGUGCCAUUGGCAGGAUGUGCUGUUAUCUUGUAAUUCAGAGAAGACGUGCGUUUGAACAGGAGCAGAGGCGGUGCUUCACGGACACACUUGCAGUCUGUUGGGCUUUCGGCUUUUACUCUGCUAUUGGGUGAUACAUAGCAAAAACUUAGCAUAGCAUAAAACUUUUUAAAUGGCACCAAGGGUUCUCUUGUGGUGCGGGGGGGUGGUGGGGGGAUACUUAAAUGCACAGACUGUAUUUGGUUGGAUUUGCCAGUCUGAUUUUGCACAGUGAACUCCCUUGUUUGUGCUCUGUUUGUCAUGAAACAUUGGGGGGGGGGGGGGUGAUCCAAAAAAUGAAACUCCUUUUAAAGCUCCGUUCCAGUGCAUGGAUGGGCCCUCCAUUUUACUAUCAAAUCCAGACAAUGCCAGUGCCGACUGUGGAUGGAAGCCCCACAGGGCAAUGCAUAAACGUUUCGGCCUGCCCGAUUGAAGAUGUUUCAUUGCAUACUGGUGCAGUGACUUCUAGACCGCAGUGUGAAAUUAAGCAGAGUAAAAUAAUGACAGCACAGUAAAACAAGUUUUUCAAUUAACUACCUAUGGUGUCCAUUGAAAAGUAUGCACAUUCUGCCCAUGGUAUAUCAGCCCGGUCAAAACUACAGCGUCAUAUACUCGUAUCAGUGUCAGGUUAUUUACAGUGUUUAUUUUUCCUUCAAUAAUCAGAGUGUAUAAUUGGUUGUAGAGGUGCCAUAACUGGUGUAAUUGGAGCAGUAUGGGUGUGAGAGCUUUGUACUCUGUUAUAAGACCUGGGAGCAGAUUAUUGCACUGCUGCUCUGAGAUGCGAAAGUAAUUUCAAACCUGUCCCGUUUCCCCAUUGAGUGAUGUCACAAAGCCUAGUUAUGACUGUGUCGGACUGUGAUUGAGAGAGAGCUGGACCCAACCUGGAAUGACCCAGUUGUUUGCAUUGUUGAGGGAUAUUAUUACUAUUAUUACAAUGAUGACGAUGAUUCAGUUACCACCAUUUUUGGUUCUUCUUAUAUACUAUUGAUAUGUAUACAUUAAUAACUUUCUCUUUAUACGUGUAUCCAAGUAUGAAUAUGUAUUGAUCGUAUUCUAUGGUAUAUAGAUGUCUAUGUAUGCGCACAAGUCCUAGCAGAGAGGAACAAUCCGGUGUGGAGCUCUGCACAUGUAUCAGAAUGGCCUUUUCACUAGCGUGCGCACACGCGCACACGUGCGCACACAGGCAGGCAGACAGACACCCUAAAACACCUGGCUGCGCAGAUGUCGUUCAGGCCAUUCGCUCAUUCCAGGCCCUUCAGCGUCUUCGCGGUUGUCCUUGCGCGAUUUAUUUGGGGACCACAAGAGUUCUUGACGUGCUUCUACCUCUGGAUUCCUUCUUAGCUUUUCGUUGAUUUCAGCUCUGGCUUUGCACUCCUCUUAAUCUGGCGCACGUUGCGCAUCGCUUUCAGUGGGGAUAUUCUGUUGAAUCCUUUCGUAAACAUCUUAAGGAACGCUAAGAGCCAUCUCUCUUCUCUGCUUUUUAAAAAAUAUUUCACCAGCAUCAGAGUGGCCUGGACGGCACUGAAUGUCCAUUCCAGUUUAAAUUCAUCCCACGCCGGAAAGCAUGAGUACAGGAGUGCUGAGGAGCAGGGUCUGCAGUGUCUGUCUGUCUGUCUGUCUGUCAGUCCGUCCAUCUGUUACAGUGAUAACGUUCCCACCCUCCAGAAACAUGGACUUUAUACUGAUUGCACACUGGACUUGAAUCAGCUAUUGUGUGACAGAGCUCAAAGCAUACAUGGACAUUUAUGAACAACUGCUGCAUAGCGCCUUACAAAUUUAUAUAAAUAUAUAUUAAAUAUAUAAACAGUCCUCCUUUCUCAAUAUAUAAUAAAAAAAUAUACUUAGACACUUAUAGGUACAUAGAUGGCGAGGUGACAUAAUGUGUUGGUUUUAAAUUAACAUUGUUUGCAGAUGUUGCUGUCUGAAUUGAUUGAUCAUGUGAUCAUAAAAGAUGUAUUAUCCAAAUAAUGCAUAUGUAGGCCUUAUGCUAAAUAUCCUGUCAUUUUUGGAUGGUACAUCAGUGUAAUGGAUUGGUGUCAGCGGCACAGGUGUUGACUGUCUACUGAAAACUCGUUCAGUGGAAAAGAAAAUUGCAAUUUGUGAAUGGCAAAAAUAUUUACAAUAAAACAAGGCAUUCCAAAGAAAUGGGCUCACUUAAACAUCCCAAAUUUUUUGCUUAAUUUUUUUUUUUGCAAGUGAUGUAUCAGAUUGUCGCUGGCGAAUGGCUUCACUCUGCAUUCUCUGCUCUCUGGCACUAGCCCAGGGUGAAGUAUUUGUGUUUAAUCAGCUUUCCAGCGCCUGUGCUGAACCUGUGUCUGUUCUCAUUGGAGGCUGUGCUUUCUUUCAUCUCCCAGUGUUAAGUAUUCAGCCUGUAUGCCGCAUACAUCUGCAAACAAGCGUAUUCUUAAGCCAGAGUGUCAAGCCUGCUUUUCUGAAGCAGAGUUGAUGUUUUUCAACCAACACACUUCAAUGUCGCCUUUAUAAUUCCUAGUUAUACAGGUGUACUACUCUCCCUAUAAAACUAUAGGUGUGAGCUGACAUACACGUGGAAUAAUGCUGAGUAUAGAUGUUUGCGUUAUCAUUGAUUUAUGAUAACUUGGAUAGUGGGUAUGGGCCAGAGAUUUAAAAAAUGAAAAGAAAAAUGUUUUUCGUUUUGUUUGUUUUGGUUUUUUUUUUUUUUGUAUUUUUCUUCUCCUUUUUUGCUUUCUGGUUGGAAUUGAAAGAUGAAAAACAAUGGACCAAAUCUUAUAUGGAAAAAGUUUAACAAUAAACAGAUUGUUUAAAAAGAAAA
Molecule: messenger RNA, 8084 nt
Organism: Anguilla anguilla (European eel)
Lineage: Eukaryota; Metazoa; Chordata; Actinopteri; Anguilliformes; Anguillidae
Product: zinc finger CCCH domain-containing protein 7B-like
Exons: 23
Coding region: 429-3380 (983 amino acids)
Biological process (GO): miRNA processing
Molecular function (GO): metal ion binding; miRNA binding; protein binding
Source: RefSeq, a predicted model, not a curated record